UUUCUUAAUUAGGCGGUAACAUUAAUAAGACGCGUUGAACUCUACCGAGUACAUCUUCUCUAUUCUGCCCCCCAGAUUAAGCAAAGAGGAGGGACGAAGGAGAAGAUCAUUGAAGCGAAGAAUAAUGGCGGGAAUGGGAGAUGGGUAUGUUGGUUCUGCCCAGGAUGCAGUCAGAAUUCAGAGCCUUGAGAAGCAACGAGAAGCUGAGCGUCGCAAAAUUGAAGAACCCGAGAGCAAAACUGCUUCCACUAAAGGCCAAGGUGGACUUCUUCAAUUCGGUUCCGGCACUUCCGAGGUAGCUCCGAAGUUACCUGGGACUGUAAAUUGGGGAACAGCAACUGUCAUGGGAAUAUUUGCUGGCAUGUUAUAUGGAGGCAGUAAGGAAGCAUCCGCUUCUGCUAGCAAGGAUGCUGAAGUGACACUGAAGCUUGGGAGUACCCCUGACAAGCGUGAACAGUAUCGAUUGAUGAGAGAUGCAAUGGAGAAGAGGUUUUAUAGAGUUACUCGUGGAUCCCUUGUUGGGGGAGUGCGCCUCGGGAUGUUCACUGCUGCAUUUUUCGGUCUACAGGAUCUGCUUGCUGAGAAACGAGGAGUCCACGAUGUGUAUAACAUUGCUGCGGCUGGUUCAGCCACUGCUGCAACAUUUGGUGUGAUAAUGCCAGGAUCUCUUCUUUGGCGUGCCAGGAAUGUCAUGAUGGGUUCAGUUCUAGGGGCAGUCUUUUGUUUUCCUCUUGGUUGGGCCCAUUUGAAGCUGGUAGAAAAGGCAAAUGAAGGGAGGGUCACCACUCAUCCUCAACUGAAUGAGAAGGGCGAAGUCAAGAGUGGUGUUGAAGUUGCCAUUGAAAGAUUUGAAGGGAGGAACAAGGGAAAUAUACAAAGCCAAGUAGGAAACACAUAUUUUGGUGUAUUUGUGAAUUCUUGCAAUGAAUUCUUGCAAUUUUGACUAGCUAGAAUGACUCUCCACAACCAAAGAUGCGAAAGUAGUGUAUUUUAUGAUAUGUAGGCUUGGCUGUUCAUUUUCAUUUUCAUUUUCAUUUUCAUUUUCAUUGUAAUUGGCUGAGGGGAAAAGGAAACAUAUACUUGGUAUUAUGGUUGCUUUUUGUUGGCAGUCUGGGAGAGCAAAGGUGGGAUCAAUUUAGGAUGUAAACUUGUGAUAUUAGAAUGGAUUCACCUCUGUUUUGUAACGUAUAAUUUGUACUGAUGAACGAGCUAAUAAGAAAGUUGUCGAUUCCAGCA
Molecule: messenger RNA, 1236 nt
Organism: Spinacia oleracea (spinach)
Lineage: Eukaryota; Viridiplantae; Streptophyta; Magnoliopsida; Caryophyllales; Amaranthaceae
Exons: 6
Coding region: 125-943 (272 amino acids)
Biological process (GO): mitochondrial respiratory chain complex I assembly
Cellular component (GO): mitochondrion
Source: RefSeq, a predicted model, not a curated record